Molecule: messenger RNA, 6064 nt
Organism: Marmota monax (woodchuck)
Lineage: Eukaryota; Metazoa; Chordata; Mammalia; Rodentia; Sciuridae
Gene: Traf6
Product: TNF receptor associated factor 6
Exons: 7
Coding region: 174-1766 (530 amino acids)
Biological process (GO): interleukin-1-mediated signaling pathway; positive regulation of JNK cascade; protein K63-linked ubiquitination
Cellular component (GO): plasma membrane signaling receptor complex
Molecular function (GO): zinc ion binding; ubiquitin protein ligase activity; tumor necrosis factor receptor binding
Source: RefSeq, a predicted model, not a curated record
GCGGACGCGGCGGCCUUCGGCCCUGCAGAUUGGCCUGCGGGCCGUCUCGCCUCGGAGCGCUGCAUCUGUCCUCUCUCAGCACCUCGGCAGAGCGGAGUUGGGCGGCGGGGCUGGAGCCCUGCCCGCCCUGUUCGACGGCCCAGAGCGCUCGAGCGGACAAUUAAUAAGUUACUAUGAGUCUGUUAAAUUGUGAAAACAGCUGUGGAUCCAGCCAGUCUGAAAGUAACUGUUGUGCUGCCAUGGCCAACUCCUGUAGCACUGCAAUCAAAGAUGACAGUGUGAGUGGAAGUGCCAGCACAGGAAAUCUCUCCAGCUCCUUUAUGGAAGAGAUCCAGGGAUAUGACGUAGAGUUUGACCCACCUCUGGAAAGCAAGUAUGAAUGCCCUAUCUGCCUGAUGGCCUUACGGGAAGCAGUGCAAACACCAUGUGGCCAUAGGUUCUGCAAAGCCUGCAUCAUCAAAUCCAUAAGGGAUGCAGGUCACAAAUGUCCAGUUGACAAUGAAAUACUGCUGGAAAAUCAACUCUUUCCUGACAAUUUUGCAAAACGAGAGAUUCUUUCUCUUACGGUAAAGUGUCCAAAUGAAGGUUGUUUGCACAAAAUGGAACUGAGGCAUCUCGAGGAUCAUCAAGCACAUUGUGAGUUUGCUCUUAUGAAUUGUCCACAAUGCCAGCGUGCAUUUCAAAAAUGCCAAUUUAAUAUUCACAUCCUUAAGGAUUGUCCGAGGAGACAGGUUUCUUGUGUAAACUGUGCUGUAUCCAUGGCAUUUGAAGACAAAGAGAUACAUGACCAGAACUGUCCUUUGGCAAAUGUCAUCUGUGAAUAUUGCAAUACCAUGCUCAUCAGAGAACAGAUGCCUAAUCAUUAUGAUCUAGACUGUCCAACGGCCCCAAUCCCAUGUUCUUUCAGUACUUUCGGUUGCCAUGAAAAGAUGCAAAGGAAUCACUUGGCUCGCCACCUGCAAGAGAAUACCCAGUUACACAUGAGAAUGUUGGCCCAGGCUGUUCAUAGUUUAAAUCUUGCUUUCGAUGCUGCCUCUCCAUCCCAGAUGCCUUCUGGGUAUCGCCCAGAAAUUGAAAAUUUCCAGGAAAUCAUUCAACAGUUAGAGGGUCGCCUUGUAAGACAGGACCAUCAAAUCCGGGAGCUGACUGCUAAAAUGGAAACUCAGAGUAUGUAUGUAAGCGAUCUCAAACGGACUAUUAGAACCCUUGAAGACAAAGUUGCUGAAAUUGAAGCACAACAGUGCAAUGGGAUUUAUAUUUGGAAGAUUGGUAACUUUGGGAUGCACUUGAAAUCGCAAGAGGAGGAGAAACCUGUGGUCAUUCAUAGUCCUGGAUUCUACACAGGCAAACCUGGAUAUAAAUUGUGUAUGCGCCUGCAUCUUCAAUUACCAACUGCUCAGCGGUGUGCAAACUACAUCUCACUCUUUGUCCACACAAUGCAAGGAGAGUAUGAUAGCCACCUGCCUUGGCCCUUCCAAGGUACAAUACGCCUUACGAUUCUGGAUCAGUCUGAAGCACCUAUAAGGCAAAACCAUGAAGAAAUAAUGGAUGCCAAACCAGAGCUGCUUGCCUUCCAGCGGCCCACAAUCGCCAGGAACCCGAAAGGUUUUGGCUAUGUAACUUUUAUGCACCUGGAAGCCCUAAGACAGAGAACCUUCAUUAAGGAUGAUACGUUAUUAGUGCGUUGUGAAGUCUCUACCCGCUUUGACAUGGGUGGGCUUCGGAAGGAGGGUUUUCAGCCACGAAGUACAGAUGCAGGGGUGUAGCAUCCCCCUCAUUUGUUUAAAACAACAAACUGUAUGGAAAAAACAGUGCCUUCCCUUGCCUUGUUCUCAAUAAUAUGCAAACAAAAACGCAGCAGGAAAGAUGUAAUACCCACCAGUGAAUGUUGUUAGAGAGGUUGCUUCUCACUUUUUCCUGUUACAAAUAUCUGAGGCAGGUUUUUUUUAGGGAUCUACACCUUCCAUGCUUUUUCAGAAAUGUUAUAUCUAAAGUGCCUGUGGCAUGCAGCAGCUGUUUUGUCAAUGAGUAUACCUCUUUGUUGUACUUUCAUGGGCAUUUACUCCAGUGUCUUAUUGUCACCGAGCCCAGAGUUGAAUGUGGAAGCUCAAACCUUUUAAUAAUAAUGAACUUUACUUUAAAACUUCAGCUUAUUUUUAUAUUAUUGUAUAUAACAUAUUAAAUGUGAGAAUCACUACUACCUUGUGCUAGUGCCAGUAUGAAGAGUUGUUGCACUAGAGUGAAGUUCUCAUUUUAUUUGACCUCUUAUAGAUUUCAGAGGAUUUGAAGCAUAAUCCCUGGAAAGCUUAAGUUCUCAUGUUAACUAAGGAUAUUCAGGGACUGGUUUAACCCUGAAUAUAACCUUACUUUUUUAGUAUAAACAUUUCAUCUGUUGAAUAAAACCUGUUGAAGUGUUUAAUUCUGCAUUGCUUAUAUAUUUCCUAUGACCACAAAGUGGCAGCUUCUCCAGAGUUUAUGCUGAGAACCAUAUGGAUACCAACUGCUCAGCAUUAAGCUGUGUACCUCUUUUAGUCUGUUUAGUGCAGAGUGAAUGCAAAGCCCUGCACAUGGCUUCUGUGGUUUAUAUACACAAAAUCCCAGCAUAAGUAAAAGUGAUUCAAUUAGUCAACCAUUAUGACAGUUCAGAUUGGUGGUGAUAGAAGCUGUAUGAGCCAGAAAUUUUCAGCCCUUUUCAGUACCCUCUGGUUUAGUUUAAUUAAAUGGAAUGAAAUUAACUUCCUACAAAAAAGCAACGUUUUUUUAAACGAGAUCAUAGGAGGUAUGUGAAUGGUCACUAAACCAAGGUUGGAAGUCAUAAUGGUAAUAUCACAAGUUAACUUAAGUCCAACAGCCCCCCUGCAGGUUCUGAGGGGGCAUCCUAUGGUAUGUAUUGAAGUGACUAAUAGGGAGAGGUGAUGUUUAUACUAUUAUAUAUUUGUUAUAAAAUUAUACGUAUAAGAAGUGGAAUCUAGUUCUCAGGGAACCCUAAAACUAGUAUGAGUGCUUAUAAAGAAUCUAAGAAGAUUCAUCCACUCUUGUUUUAUACAAGAUUAAAGUUUCUGGUAAAGAGAGAUGGUAUUGGUCUCUAAGAGGUCAGAUCAGAGGCCCCCCCCAGCCGGCAUUCAAGAUCUGCCUUAAUUUCAAGAGGAAGCAGAAUGCUUGUCUGUGGAGAGGAGUCUGGUUUUCAGUUCACAGAAAAACAGCAAGUGUCACUAUGAUCUUUCCCUUUGUUUUUAUCAACCCUCUCUCCCCACUCCACCCCAUCUUUGAGCUUUUGCUCUGUGGAGUUUGUUAUGGAGUGAAAAUAAAGGUCAAGUAAAGACCUUGUUUGGCAUGAUGUGAGUACCACAAGCUCAUAGCUAGUGACCAGUUUAUUGCCUAAGUGGUUUGUAUCUCUUUCCAACCAGUUUCUGAGAAUAUUUGUAGCACCACCUCUAGGUUGAAAAACAAGUGCUACUGGUGUUCCUGUGAUUGUUUUUCAGUGAAUAAAUAAUUAUCAAGUUCCAUUUUAAAAGUAAGCAGCAAUCAUUUUUUGUAUUUGCUUAGAAAAAACCUGAAAGAAGUAAACAUUUUUGAUGGCUUAUUUUCUUUUUGCAUUCUUAGAUUUUUUUUUUUUACAUUUUCUAAAUGAAUGUACUUUUAUCAGAGAAGAAAAUUAAGUUGCCACAAAGCAUCACACCCCCCCGCCCCACCGCUUUUAAAAAAGGAAAUGAUAUUUAAAAGCUUCCUGGUCAAAUUUCUAUUAAAAGCAAGUCUGUGCAUUAAAUACUAAGAAGAGUCAUUUCCUGCUUGGUUAUGGGUUUGUUUGUUUUUUUUUUUCCCCCCUCAGGAGUCUUAAAAACAGUUUUUUGCUAACUUAAACUUUUCUUAGCUUCAAGUUUCCCAUCUAUAAAAUUAGUUGAACUAGAUACUUCUAAGGUCCUCUCCCCAAUCAUAAAAUUCUGUCUUUAAGAAAUUAAGUUCUAAACAACAGAAUAUUGAUAAUACUUAAGUAAGGAUUAUACCAGUAGAAAAUUGCUUUAAUUUUUUUCUUUGCUGCGAUUAAUAUUGUAUUUCAAUUUAGUGUCUGUCAAUUAAGUCAUAUCUUAAUUAAAAUGAACAUUGUGGCAUUUUAUAUCAAACCAGUUAACUUAUGCUAGUAAUUCAUUGUAAAUGUAGAGUAGAAAUAAUCAUCAAUUUGUCAUUCAACUAGAAAUCUCAAGUCUCAACUCAGAAUCAAAUCAAUGACAGCUUUUACCUAAAAAACUGGGUUCAGGGGCUGGGGUUGUGGCUCAGUGGUACAGCAUUUGCCUAGCAUGUGUGAGGCACUGGGUUCAAUUCGAAGCACCACAUAUGAAUAAAUAAAAUAAAGGUCCAUUGACAACUAAAAUAAUAUUUUAAAAAACUGGGUUCAUCUUUAUAAUCUAUGAAUCUCCUACCCCACUCAAACACUGGUUUCAUCCAGUUGGUCUAUAAGCAUUGGGGCUGUGCAUUUAUAUUUUUGUGAAUUGUCUUUUAACAUAUUCAUUUUUUGGCAUUAUUCUGAGUCAUUGCUAAAUUUUUUUUUAAAGUCAUUUCCUCUUUGUUCAGAGAUGUCCAGCCCAAUGUUGGAUGAAAUUAGCUCCAAGUCAAACAUUUUACUAUUAGAAAAUAAGUCUGGAUGCUGACUGAUAGUUUAGUAGUUUAUUACUAUCCUUUGGCUAUUGUAGCAAUGACAGCUUCUGGCUCUCCUACAAUAUGCUUCAACUUUUAUUUGGGGGAUGAAUAAUAGAAGAAAGUGAAAUAGUAGUUUUUACUCGAAUGUUGGACAAGUAGAUAUAUAUUGGAUGAUCUCUAGCAAUUAAUUUUUUGUGACUAGUAUAAUACUAUGUUUUCCAUUACUGUUUUUUUACCAGUAAGUUUCAGGUAAACUAAGAUCAUUCCCAUGAAUUAUGAAUGCAGUUAAAAUUCUUAGAGCAGAGCAAAUGCUUGCCAUUCUUUUAUCCAAGGAGUUGACCAAAAAACGUUUUUAAUUAUUUGAGAGAUUUUUCUAACUUAAGAUUUUGAAGUACUUUUCUUUGACUUGGUUACUAAUAUAGCUCUUUACCUCAACAAAAUUCUCCUAAUUAUACCAUCAGGUAUGUUUUGGAUUUGAGCGCGCGCGCACACACACACACCUAGUUCCCUAAAAGCCUUAAAGAAAUGAAAAAAGGAACAACAAAUACUCAUUUCCUUUGAAAUAUUCUUUUUAAAUUUCUAGGUUUAGAUUCCCAUGAUAAGCUACAGUUAGUUUCACAGUUGCUAUCAUGUCUGUAGAAUGGGUUGGCAUUUCCAGAUUCCUAAUAUUCAGAAAGGUGAUCAUUUGAAACCAAACUGACUAGAUGUCAACAGGUUCUAACACUCUUUUACAGCCUUCACUUUGAGUCAAGGACAGACACUUGCAAGGAGAUGUCUAGUUUCACAAAAUUUCACCUGUUUCUUUAUGUUUUAAAGCUUCACUUGCUGAAAAUCAGAUUAUUAUAAAAUAAAACUGAAAAAUAAUUCUUGAUGGGGAAGAUGUUCUGUGGAAUGAGAUGUGGUGCUCCUUUUCCCAUCAAAAUGCUUUCUCAACAGGACACUAGGCCUGCCUCUUAAGACAGAGAAGGAGGUCAGGCAUGCUUCUCUGCUCUGGAGAUUUGCAGCUCUGCAAGUAGUUCAGUCCUCCCAGGAAAAUCACCAAAGCAGCAGUAACCACAGUUCGCUGUCCUGGUACCCAGAAGAAGGUAAAGUAUAUAUAUAUGGGACAUGGACACUGUUCUGGUCAGUGCUGAGUCCCCUGUACUUAGCACAGUGCCUGGCACUUAACACACACUCAAAUAUGUAAUAGCAUUCAGUGAAAGCAAGGGUGGAAGAUCAGAUAACCAGUUUGGUAGCCUGUUUGUCAUGAAAGCAGUAGGUGGUAAGGCACAGAUGUUACUUUUUCAGUUUUUUCCUCCCAGUACUCGAUUAUGAAAUUUUUUAAACAUGCAGAAAUGUUUAAAACUUAGUGAACAUCCACCACCUAGACUCUACAAUGACAUUUUGUUGCAUUUGCUUUAUCAUUUAAUAAACAUUGCUUUUAAUGAGA